AUGAAUAACGUGGGUCAGUUUGGCCUCUCUUUCGACUCGUGGGACGUGAGUGGCAGUUCCAAAAGUAGACUCUGUGAUGAGCAGGUCUGGUCUCGAAGGAGGGAGCUCCGCCGAACUCAAGUGUCUGUCCUCUUCCCGCGAGUAAUCACCUGUAAAGAGAAACUUGAGGCCUCCGAGCUCGACAAAGAACAUUGCGGCUCCCAGCACAUGGCCGGCAUGGUAUGCGGUAAAUCUGAUACCCUCCACCUCGAUGGUGGAAUGAUAGUCGAUGGUUUCAAUUCUGUCGAGCGACUCGUUGAGGUCCUCGUCGGUGUAGAGGAAAUUGGCCGAGUUUUCGUCGUUGUCGUCGGCAAUGCUUGUAACUCUGACAAAGUCGUUCAACAGCCAUUUAUAGAUUGCCUUUGUGGGAUACGUCAUGAACACUCUACCUUUAAAGUUUGUGUGCUGCAUCACGUAUGGCAGCGAGGCCGCGUGGUCGAGGUGGAAAUGACUAAUCAACAAGACGUCUACUUUGGAGAGGUCGAAGUCGUCGUAGAAGGGCAACGACUCUGCCCCAGAAAACGCCGGGUGAACGCCCGCGUCCAGCAUCACCACCUUUCCCUUAUACUCGACAAUGUGGCAGGAGCGGCCGACUUCGUUUCCUCCGCCCAAACAGUAAAAGUUCAACUCUUCGGACAUGGUUGA
Ogataea philodendri is the source of this 684-nucleotide messenger RNA. RefSeq lists its product as uncharacterized. The record is from RefSeq and is a predicted model, not a curated record. The transcript has a single exon. Bases 1 to 684 code for a protein of 227 amino acids. Lineage: Eukaryota; Fungi; Ascomycota; Pichiomycetes; Pichiales; Pichiaceae.